Chinchilla lanigera (long-tailed chinchilla) is the source of this 6500-nucleotide messenger RNA. RefSeq names its product nuclear receptor coactivator 1 (gene Ncoa1). The coding region runs from base 391 to 4719 and encodes 1442 amino acids. The transcript has 22 exons. Gene Ontology annotation, cellular component: nucleus. NCBI's taxonomy places the organism in Eukaryota, Metazoa, Chordata, Mammalia, Rodentia, Chinchillidae. The record is from RefSeq and is a predicted model, not a curated record. Gene Ontology annotation, molecular function: nuclear receptor binding; protein dimerization activity. Gene Ontology annotation, biological process: positive regulation of transcription by RNA polymerase II; cellular response to hormone stimulus.
AUCUAUCCAUACUAAUGGAGAUGUAACCGGAACUGAUUCUGAUGAUAAAAACAAGGACCAUCAGACAAGAUCAUGUAGUAGGAAACUUUGCUUCCAAAUGAAGCCACCAACAUUAGAAUUUCUACUUAUUCUAAGGUUCCCUUUACGACUAGAUCAGAGAAUGAAUUAAUCUCCUAAGAAUCACUACAGUACUCUGAGGGGUUUGGAAAUAAGCAGGUUGUUUGUAUAAUUGGCCUUACACAAGGAGAGAGUGAAGAGACUAGAACCAUCUCUGGAAAAUAUCAUUACCCCAUUCCCUGGAAGCUACCACCUGGAGCACUAGAUUUGACCAGAUCUGUUUUGGGAAUUCAUUAUGAACAAGGAAGUCUCCCAGGUGUGAAGUUUUUCAACAUGAGUGGCCUCGGGGACAGUUCAUCUGAUCCUGCUAACCCAGACUCACAUAAGAGAAAAGGAUCGCCAUGUGACACACUGGCAUCAAGCACUGAAAAAAGGCGCAGGGAACAAGAAAAUAAAUACUUAGAAGAGCUAGCUGAGUUACUGUCUGCCAACAUCAGUGACAUUGACAGCCUGAGUGUAAAACCAGACAAAUGCAAGAUUUUGAAGAAAACAGUCGAUCAGAUACAGCUAAUGAAGAGAAUGGAACAAGAGAAAUCAACAACUGAUGAUGAUGUACAGAAGUCAGACAUCUCAUCAAGUAGUCAAGGAGUGAUAGAAAAAGAAUCCUUGGGACCUCUUCUUUUGGAGGCUUUGGAUGGAUUUUUCUUUGUUGUGAACUGUGAAGGGAGAAUUGUAUUUGUGUCAGAAAAUGUGACCAGCUACUUGGGUUACAAUCAGGAGGAACUGAUGAAUACCAGCGUCUACAGCAUACUGCACGUGGGGGAUCAUGCAGAAUUUGUCAAGAAUCUGCUACCAAAAUCACUAGUAAAUGGAGUUCCUUGGCCUCAAGAGGCAACACGCCGAAAUAGCCAUACUUUUAACUGCAGAAUGCUAAUUCACCCUCCAGAUGAGCCAGGUACCGAGAACCAAGAAGCUUGUCAGCGAUAUGAAGUAAUGCAGUGUUUCACUGUGUCACAGCCAAAAUCAAUUCAAGAAGACGGAGAAGAUUUCCAGUCAUGUUUGAUUUGUAUUGCACGAAGAUUACCUCGGCCUCCAGCAAUUACAGGUGUAGAAUCCUUUAUGACCAAGCAAGAUACCACAGGUAAAAUCAUCUCUAUCGAUACCAGUUCCCUGAGAGCUGCUGGCAGAACUGGCUGGGAAGAUUUAGUGAGGAAGUGCAUUUAUGCUUUUUUCCAGCCUCAGGGUAGAGAACCAUCUUAUGCUAGACAACUGUUUCAAGAAGUGAUGACUCGUGGCACUGCCUCCAGCCCAUCCUAUAGAUUCAUAUUGAAUGAUGGGACAAUGCUUAGCGCCCACACCAAGUGUAAGCUUUGCUAUCCUCAAAGUCCAGACAUGCAGCCUUUCAUCAUGGGAAUUCAUAUCAUCGACAGGGAACACAGUGGGCUUUCUCCCCAAGAUGACACUAAUUCUGGAAUGUCAAUUCCCCGAGUAAACCCCUCGGUCAAUCCUAGUAUCUCUCCAGCUCAUGGUGUGGCCCGUCCAUCCACAUUGCCACCAUCCAACAGCAACAUGGUAUCUACCAGAGUAAACCGCCAGCAGAGCUCAGAUCUUCAUAGCAACAGCAGUCAUACUAAUUCUAGCAACAACCAAGGGAGUUUUGGAUGCUCACCCGGAAAUCAGAUUGUAGCCAAUGUUGCCUUAAACCAGGGACAGGCCAGUUCCCAGAGCAGUAAUCCAUCCUUAGGCCUCAAUAAUUCUGCUAUGGAAGGUACAGGAAUUUCCCUAACGCAGUUUAUGUCUCCAAGGAGACAGGUUACUUCUGGCUUGGCAGCAAGAGCCAGGAUGCCAAACAAUUCAUUUCCUCCAAAUAUUCCAACUUUGAACUCCCCAGUUGGCAUGACAAGUGGUACCUGUAAUAAUAGUAACCGAUCUUACUCAAAUAUCCCAGUAACAUCUUUACAGGGUAUGAAUGAAGGACCCAGUAACUCUGUUGGCUUCUCUGCCAAUUCUCCAGUACUCAGGCAGAUGAGCUCACAGAAUUCACCUAGUAGACUAAAUUUACAACCAGCAAAAGCUGAGUCCAAAGAUAACAAAGAGAUUGCAUCCAUUUUAAAUGAAAUGAUUCAAUCUGACAACAGCACUAGUGAUGGCAAACCUUUGGAUUCAGGGCUUCUGCAUAACAAUGACAGACUCUCAGAUGGAGACAGUAAAUAUGCUCAAACCAGUCACAAGCUAGUGCAGCUUUUGACAACAACUGCGGAACAGCAGUUACGGCACGCAGACAUAGAUGCAAGCUGCAAGGAUGUACUGUCUUGCACGGGCACUUCCAACUCUGCUUCUGCUAACUCCUCUGGAGGUACUUGCCCUUCUUCUCAUAGCUCGCUGACUGAGCGGCACAAAAUUCUGCACCGGCUCUUACAAGAGGGUAGCCCCUCAGAUAUCACCACUCUGUCUGUGGAGCCUGAUAAAAAGGACAGUGCAUCUACAUCUGUGUCAGUGACUGGACAGGCCCAAGGGAAUUCUAGUAUAAAACUAGAACUGGAUGCUUCAAAGAAGAAAGAAUCAAAAGACCAUCAGCUCCUGCGCUACCUUUUAGAUAAGGAUGAGAAAGACUUAAGAUCAACUCCAAACCUGAGCCUGGAUGAUGUAAAGGUGAAAGUGGAAAAGAAAGAGCAGAUGGAUCCUUGUAACACAAACCCAACUCCUGUGACCAAACCAGCGCCUGAGGAAAUUAAACUGGAGUCCCAGAGCCAGUUUACAGCUGACCUUGACCAGUUUGAUCAGUUACUGCCCACGCUGGAGAAGGCAGCACAGCUGCCAGGCUUGUGUGAGACAGACAGGAUGGAAGGUGCGGCCACCAGCGUAACCAUCAAGUCAGAGAUCCUGCCAGCCUCACUUCAGUCCACCACUGCCAGACCCACUUCCAGGCUGAACAGAUUGCCUGAGCUAGAAUUGGAGACAAUUGAUAACCAGUUUGGACAACCAGGAACAGGUGAUCAGAUUCCAUGGGCAAACAGUGCUGCGACAGCUGUAAAUCAGACAAAACCAGAAGACCAGUGUAUUAGUUCACAGUUAGAUGAACUGCUCUGUCCACCAACAACAGUGGAAGGAAGAAAUGAUGAGAAGGCUCUUCUAGAACAGCUCGUGUCUUUCCUCAGUGGCAAAGAUGAAACUGAGCUUGCUGAACUAGACAGAGCACUGGGAAUUGACAAACUUGUUCAGGGGGGUGGAUUAGAUGUACUGUCAGAGAGAUUCCCACCACAACAAGCAACACCACCUUUGAUGAUGGAAGAAAGACCCAACCUCUAUCCCCAGCCUUACUCUUCUCCCUCUCCUACUGCCAGUCUCCCCAGCCCUUUCCAAGGCAUGGUCAGACAGAAGCCUUCUCUGGGAACAAUGCCUGUUCAGGUAACGCCUCCCCGAGGCGCUUUUUCACCUGGCAUAGGCAUGCAGCCCAGGCAGACUCUAAACAGACCUCCAGCCGCACCUAACCAGCUUCGACUUCAGCUACAACAGCGAUUACAGGGACAACAGCAGUUGAUACACCAAAAUCGGCAAGCUCUCUUGAACCAGUUUGCAGCAAAUACUCCAGUUGGCAUUAACAUGAGAUCAGGCAUGCAGCAGCAAAUCACACCUCAGCCACCCCUGAAUGCUCAGAUGUUGGCACAGCGUCAGCGGGAGUUGUACAGUCAGCAGCACCGACAGAGGCAGCUAAUACAGCAGCAACGAGCCAUGCUUAUGAGACAGCAAAGCUUUGGGAACAACCUCCCUCCCUCAUCUGGACUGCCAGUUCAAAUGGGGAACCCCCGUCUUCCUCAGGGUGCUCCACAGCAAUUCCCCUACCCACCAAACUAUGGUACAAAUCCAGGAACUCCACCUGCUUCUACCAGCCCAUUUUCACAACUGGCAGCAAAUCCUGAAGCAUCCUUGGCCACCCGUAACAGCAUGGUGAGCAGAGGCAUGGCAGGAAACAUGGGAGGACAGUUCGGCACUGGAAUCAGUCCUCAGAUGCAGCAGAAUGUCUUCCAGUAUCCAGGAUCAGGAAUGGUUCCCCAAAGUGAGGCCAACUUUGCACCAUCUCUGAGCCCGGGAAGCUCCAUGGUGCCAAUGCCAAUUCCUCCUCCUCAGAGCUCUCUGCUCCAACAAACUCCGCCCACUUCCGGGUACCAGUCACCAGACAUGAAGGCCUGGCAGCAAGGAGCAAUGGGAAGCAACAAUGUGUUCAGUCAAGCUGUCCAGAACCAGCCCACACCCGCACCACCAGGAGUGUACAACAAUAUGAGCAUCACCGUGUCGAUGGCAGGUGGAAACACAAAUGUUCAGAACAUGAACCCAAUGAUGGGCCAGAUGCAGAUGAGCUCUUUGCAGAUGCCAGGAAUGAACACUGUGUGCCCUGAGCAGAUAAAUGACCCAGCACUGAGACACACAGGCCUCUACUGCAACCAGCUGUCAUCCACUGACCUUCUCAAAACAGAAGCAGACGGAACCCAGCAGGUGCAACAGGUUCAGGUGUUUGCCGACGUCCAGUGUACAGUGAAUCUUGUAGGCGGGGACCCUUACCUGAACCAGCCUGGUCCACUGGGAUCUCAAAAACCCACGCCAGGACCACAGACCCCCCAGGCCCAGCAGAAGAGCCUCCUUCAGCAGCUACUGACUGAAUAACCACUUUUAAAGGAAUGUGAAAUUUAAAUAAUAGACAUACAGAGAUAUACAAAUAUAUUAUAUAUUUUUCUGAGAUUUUUGAUAUCUCAUUCUGCAGCCAUUCUUCAGGUCGUAGCAUUUGGAGCAAAAAACAAAAACAAAAAAAAAGUUCACUUUUGUUGGGAGAUUGAAAGAUGUUUUUGUUUCUUUCUUUGUAAAAGCCUUGGAUAUUGGGGAAAAAAAUGACAAGGCAGAACAGUUGGACAAUCUGUUUCUUGAGCGCCAAAUUUAAUUAUUCUUAUUUUUGUAAUCAGUUAUUGGCUUCUUAUCUGGAUGAAGGCUUUUGGAGGAGAACCAAAAUGGCGAGUUCUAAGGGGAAGACGAAACUCUGCCUUGCCGGCUCAGUCCUGACCCUGCCCAGGAAGGAGGGCCCUGCGGGGCUUUGUGUCGUCCACCAAAGGCUGUCACGUUCCUCGAAACCCAGUAGCCCUCUGGGCCCAGCCCCAGGAGCUUGUGUGUACAAUCAGCCUCUUCAAGCAAUUCUGUAUCUGUUGGCUUCAAGAGACUAUUUUGCCUCCACAUAUGCACCCCUUCUCCUUUUUGAAAAGAUGGAUUUAAACCAAGAUGCCUCCAGGAGAGAGGAAGAAAUGAGUAUAUUCAUAAAGGAAUCCAAAAAAAAAUCAGUUUGGGGGAAAAUGCAAUAAUUUUUGAUGAGAUGGGUGAAGGACAAGAAGUGAGUUCUGUCAAUUAUUGUAGAUAAAAUUUUCUGAUUGAAUCUUGAGGGGAGGGAAGACAGCUAUUCUUUCUGCUUUUAUUGUAUUAACAGGUGAGGUAGCUAAAGUUAUUUAAAAUAAAAUUAAAUUUAUGAUCCAAGUAGCUUAUUUUUCCCUUAAUCUUACUGUAAAUACAUUUGAUUUCUUGUAGAAAUUGAUUUUCUUCUGUUUAAUUUGAUGUUUUUAUUAUCACACUUGAUUUUUCUAAAUUUGUGUGUGAAAUUUAACAUUGGUUGAAUUGCAGUUCCAUUUGGCUAGUAAUAUUUCAUUAUUAGUAACUGUGACACCAUGUGUGGAUUUACUUUGGGGUUCAUGCCAGAGUGGCACUGCCAGAAAGAGCCAUUCCAGCUGAGCUGCAGCGUGCUGCCCCAGAGUGUCUGUGCUCACCCGACCAGAAGUUCGCGGGCUGCUUGUACAGAGGGAAAUUAGUGCUCAAGGAAAAUCUGCUUCUUUUCUUAGAUUGACUUUGGGAAUUUGAAUUUCCAUCAGCGCAAAUAUAAAUUUCUCUAUCCUGCUCUGAGGCUAAUUGGUAUCAUGUUUUCCCUUUAUGUCUUAUCACUCUGGCACAUCCCAUCUCAUCCUGGCCUCUGAGAAAAGAGCCAGCAAACUGACUUUCUAGUUCUAGACGUUCCACUGCAGGCCAGGAAAGCUUGAGAAAGGCACUAUAGAAGAAGCAAAGGUAAAUCCCUGCCACUCACCUUUUUCUGCAUCCCUGGGCCUGUAAACGAUGACAACACUGACCUUCUGCACCAGCUACCUCUGCUUGCACAGCAGAGAAAAGGCCAUGAGAACCAAUGUGGACAAGGAACAUGGACUCAGACUUCAAGGAAGAAGCCAUUUCCCCAGGUCCUUCUUUCUGCAUCUCACCACCCCUAGUUACAGAUAACUCCACUGAACAGCAUCUAUUCAGAAACUACACCGAAUAGAAAAAUUGGUGGAAGGGCUCACAUGGGUAGCAACUAUGACAGAGAAAUAGGACACUCAGUUAUAAACAUUCUCUCUUAGUUUAAAAAAAAAAAAAAAAAAAAA